AUGUCUCAAUCUAACCUCGACUGCGGUCUCGCAGUUGCCGCCUUCAUGGGAGUAACAUAUGAUUGGGCACUUACAUUUGGACAAGAGGUGGAACUGAUCUGGAGGCAACGCUGGUUUCUAAUGACAGUCAUGUAUCUCAGCGUGCGCUACCUUGGAAUUUUAUCUGCUGUCAUGUACAUGUUGGGGAGUGUUCCGACCAUCUUGCUGUCAGAUAAAGAGUGGGUGUGGUCACAAGUCCCUGUAAGGCUGAUGCAUCAAGUCUGCUAG
This is a messenger RNA of Suillus plorans, 267 nucleotides long. RefSeq lists its product as uncharacterized. The transcript has 8 exons. The coding region runs from base 1 to 267 and encodes 88 amino acids. The record is from RefSeq and is a predicted model, not a curated record. NCBI's taxonomy places the organism in Eukaryota, Fungi, Basidiomycota, Agaricomycetes, Boletales, Suillaceae.